Molecule: messenger RNA, 4476 nt
Organism: Fomitopsis serialis
Lineage: Eukaryota; Fungi; Basidiomycota; Agaricomycetes; Polyporales; Fomitopsidaceae
Exons: 11
Coding region: 1-4476 (1491 amino acids)
Biological process (GO): intracellular signal transduction; negative regulation of TORC1 signaling; positive regulation of autophagy
Cellular component (GO): GATOR1 complex
Molecular function (GO): GTPase activator activity
Source: RefSeq, a predicted model, not a curated record
AUGUCCAGUUCGCGGGCUGAAUCACAGGCUCCGCAAUACGGCCGUAGGCGGUCCAAUACCGCGCAAUCCCUCUACAGGCCUCCACCACAGGCCUCUGCCAUACCGCUGAGAUUCGGAGACACCAAAACGCUGACCAUUUGGGUUCACGAUCCGAACCAACCGCCUGGCUCCAACGUUAUUUUGAACCAUGCGCAUUGGCCUGGUGUUGCGGAGGGUGACAUGCUCGCCGACGAAUCGUCUGGCUUUUUGUUCAGCGUGCAGAAGGAUGAGGCUUCUGCGAGGCAGCAACUAUCUAUUCCACGUCCUGUGGCAGAGAAGUUUGGCUUGAGGAAUCACGGCGAAGUGACCUUGACCAAGAUCGACAAGUCGAAGUACUGCGCUAAUUACACUUGGAUCCACCUGGUCGGACAGUGCAUCUAUGUCCAUCAGGAGAUCUCCUUCAUUGGUGUCAUCGGUGCCAAGGUGCAAGCUAUCUACAUUGACGGGCGCAAGGUGCCUGCGGCCUACGUGACGCCCGCGACCAAAACGGUAUACCGCUCCUUGUCGGCGAAAGUGACCAUCUUCAUCCAAGUUUGUCGAGAGCUCUGGCAAUUUGCUGGCGACGGCGAGCGGUAUAACGAGAAAAUCGUGCACUCCUUCCUCCCCGAGCUAUUUUCGCAGUGGAACGAAGCGAAGACGAACCACAUCGUAACGAUUGUCCUCAUCUCACGCGUCUUCUAUGACAGCUCCGAGAUCCACAUCGCAGCAGGACCCCUCCGACAGGACGACAGUGAGCGAUGGUACAAGGACUUCUUCAAGGUCAUCACUGAUCUCGAAGUUCUGUACGAUUGGAAACCUACUCUUGUUGACCUGAAGACGUCCUUCUGGGAUUUCCAGCGAGAUAUCUUGCUCGCGCACCACUUCCAUCACGCGUCACGGUCCUCGGAAACGCAGCCCGGCGAAGAACAAGUCCGGCUUGUCGGCCAACUUUCGUACGCCCGCGAUGGCCCGCUGCUCGAGGCUCUGAAUCUUGGGCUGAACCCUACGGAAACUCACUACAUCGACCGGUCGCUCUCUUUAACGGGCUCUUCUACCAUCAUCAUCACUCCUGGGACAGGCUAUUUCCAUGUGGGGAAGGAGCUUCUGCGCCUGACGACCACUCGCCUCCUGGACCAGGGCUUCGCAGUCGAGCUUGUCUCGCUGGCUAAGCCUCCCUUGCACCAGAGCCCGAUAUUCUCGUUCCAGGCGGUGGAUCCUGAACUGACGGCGACCACGGGGAAAGGUGGUCCAAGGGCACUCGACCCGUUGUGGGCGGACGACGAUGCGUCGCAUGAGUGGGAUGCGGAGAAGAGUACUUUCUGGUGGGAGCCGUUCUGGAUGAUGGCGUCGUUCUGGGACAAGCAGAUGGACCAACCAAUCAGACCAGACAGAUUCGUCGCACGAGCGAAGAUGCAUGAGAUUGAGAUGCUCGGUCUUCUCGACCACGACGUGUUGUCCAACAUCGAGAUCCCCUUCCUAACGAAUCUCGUGCCGAAUGAAAACGCGGCUCCUGUCACGGCCGAAGAUGCUGACCAGUUCGACUCAGAUAUCUUCUCGUAUGGUCAAGAGCCUCAAGUUGGUACACACAUGCGUCGUAGUCUUACUCUGACCUCAUCUGGGAGUGGCACGCUAUCUCGGGCUUCGACUGUACGCCUGAGCGGGAGCUUCAGGGUGAACGCGGUCAACAGGGCUUCGACGACGUCUGCCUUCCCCUCCAUAGAGGAGAGUCCACGAAACCCUCUUAUGGACCUCCCCCUUGAGAGGUCUUUGGAUGCUGAGAGCAGACUCCUGUCGGCGCCGUCGGGUGGGCUGAGCACAUCACCGUCCCAAUCCUCCAUGCGAUCCGUCCGCUCGUCCUACUCCCACAAAAGCACGGCUUCUGCGAUGUCAUCGACUAGCCACCGAUCACGAACUAGCAAGGCCCCGUUAUCGCGUGGCUCUACUAGCAUGAAGUCUCGCUUGACUCCAUCGUGGCUCUUCAAUCCUUUUAGGAGCGGCAUCAGCCAGCCGCAGACCUCUCCGGUGUCUGUCUCGACCAGUCGCGGCGCGAACUCCGAGACGCAGGACACAACUCAGUCGACCUCUUCCGAUAAUUCAUCGAACACCUCAACCGCUGUCCCGACGCCCGAGCAGAACUCUCCAGAGAAGAAGGCGGUUCAGAUCCCUCGAUCCAACUCCGUUCGCAAGAGACCUACAGAUGAGGAGACCUUGGUCUCCCGCCAGGCAUCGCCGAGGCAUCUCUCCCCAUUGAAUGCUUCCCCGCGUGACUCAUUCCUGGCCGGUAGGCGGAGGACGAUCAGCAAAACAUCCACACAGCUCUCCCUCGUUCCGUCUGCACCUCCGCUCAGAACCGACCCCAGCAAGCCGACAUCAGCUGUCCUGUACCCGCUUUCCUCCCUCGCCCGGCGAUGGCAACACUUGUUCCCGCAGCCCCUUUCCAAACACGAUAUCAAAUGGAAGGCGAUGAUCAUCCCGGGAUGCCUGCCGCUCACGACAGAGUUCUUCCCAUUCAUGUCGGAACUAGAGACGACGUACGACAUGCACCCAUACGACUUGUGUGCAGCUGGCAACGCGGACGACGUUCGACGUGCCUGGGCUCUCAUAGUCAUGCGCGGGAUGGUCGCUGUCCGAUUAGCACAGGGCUUCCAAUUCGUGAUAAGGCCUCCCAAGUCCAUACAGCAACCGGAGGACGCACACAACGCGUUGCGCCGUGCGCGCUCCUAUCUCGCGGAGGAUGACACGAGUUCCAAGCCGGUCGGUAUCGCGGACGUUCUCAAGUCUGCGGAUGAUCCGGUCUACCUCAGCAUGAGCAAUGAGAUACAUCGCAUUGCGUACAUCGGUGAUUCCAUCCAGGUGCGGCGCUACCAGUGCCUCAUCUGGCCAAAGCUUGGGGUCGGGUAUACCGAGCUGGUCACCUCCUUCGUCUCCCAUGGACUAGAGAACUACGGCUGGAACAGGCUUGACAUGCUAGUCGCGGGAUACGAAAGUCAGUUCAACGAAUCGAUACGUUAUUGGCGGACUCGCUUCGUCGUCAUUCCCACUGACGAGUCGCCAAGCAUUCAUAACGGUCCCAAUGGGGAGGAGCUCAACGAGGAGGAAGUACGCCUGCUCGGCAUCGACAAGCUCGCCGAGUUAUUCUCUAGAGCACGUUGGAUCCCUCCCGAGGACCGAGGCAAGCCUGUCCCACCAAUCCGCUUCCUCACGACCGAUCUAGACCCGGCUGCAAGCGUCCUUGACGAGUCUCUGACAGCGCAAUUGGAGGACAUUCACGCUUCCGGCCCGUUGCGCAAGAAGCCCAAGAGUGCCAGAGACAUCGGCGAUACGUCUCUUCUAGCUAUCGCGAAGGCCAUGCGGGAGGAGGACGGCGUGCCUAUUAAAGAGCAUAGGUGGCACGGUAAGAAGUACGCGAACUCAUUCACUGGUUCAGACUUCGUAUCCUGGCUCGUGCGCGAAUUCCGCGAUGUAUCCACUAGGGAGCAAGGUACUGAGUGGGGCGGGAAGUUGCAAGAACAAGGGCUAUUUGAGCACUGUAGGGGGGCGCACGGGUUCCUUGACGGACACUAUUUCUACACCUUGCGAGGCGAGUACCUUAUUCCUAUGACACCAAGAGGCGGAGGUUGGUUCCGCGCCUCUCGUCACGUUUCGGGAGAAGAACCAAGCAUGAGACCGGUUCAUUAUCCAGGCAACGUGGAGAAGGGUUCGCCAGCGUCUCGCAAGGCGAAGAAGCGUCUGAUCUUCAGUCAGAGCAUGGUGAUAGAUACUGAUCCCAACAAGCGGAGUGACCAAGCCGAAGCAGUAAUUCUCCACCACGACAUCAUUCAUAACCCUGCGACUUGCUUUCACUUCGAAUUGCAGUGGAUCGGUACAACUGCGCGGUGUAUCGAUGAUCUUCUUCGUCAGUGGAGCCGAACUAUCGAACGUUAUGGCCUCAAGCUAGUCGAGGGCUACGUGACGCAGAUUUGCGACAUCCAGGAACGCAACCCGUUCCAAUCUUGCUUCCCUGUGCCACUGGCUGAGCCCCCGCCCAUUGUCCCUGAUUUUGAGAACCGGGUCGUGGAAGGCGUUCAGACGAGGCAUUACUUCGAGUAUGCUAUCCUCCGCAAGUUCGGGUUCGUGGUGGACAUCGAAGCUGCAUCGUUAUACCCAGACUCGGUUGACGUUGUCUAUUCGUAUCGUCGCUCGCCCUUCAAGUAUUCGCAGUGGGUUCAUCGGUCUGGGGUCGCUUUCGUCCAAGUGCUAGGCGGUCGAGAAGGCUUCCUAUUCCUCACCAAUCGCUUGAUGGCUCCGGGUCGCAUUGGGACGGCCCUCAAUUACCAGAGGCCUGCAGCUGCAGCCGAACAGAUCCGCAUGAAGUUACAGAGGCUUUGCUCGGAUCGCGAGGCGUUACGCAGGUUCUACGAGGACGAAAUAGCGCAGCUGCCUCCGACACUAGAUGAACCGCCUCCUCUGCGGAUAUGA